Catharus ustulatus (Swainson's thrush) is the source of this 2635-nucleotide messenger RNA. RefSeq names its product patched domain containing 3 (gene PTCHD3). The record is from RefSeq and is a predicted model, not a curated record. NCBI's taxonomy places the organism in Eukaryota, Metazoa, Chordata, Aves, Passeriformes, Turdidae. Bases 1 to 2568 code for a protein of 855 amino acids. Gene Ontology annotation, cellular component: membrane. The transcript has 4 exons.
AUGGCGGGGCCGCCGGACCCCGCGGAGCGCUGCUCCUGCCGCAACACCGACUGCCUGGAGCGGCCGCUGCGCCGGCUCUUCGAAGGGCUGGCGAGCGGCGUGGCCGCCUGCCCCUGGCCCUUCGUGCUGGUGCCGCUGCUGCUGUCGGGCGGGCUGGGUGCCGGCUUCCUCUUCCUGCCGCAGCGGCAGGCGAACGACAUCGAGGGGCAGUUCACGCCGACCUGGGGGCCCGCCAAGGCCGAGCGCGACUUCGUGCGGCAGCACUUUCCCCCCAACGACUCGUGGCGCUUCUCCGCCCCACGGCUGAUCACCGAGGGCACCUACGCCGCCCUCAUCGCCGUGGCGACCGACGGGACCUCGGUCCUGGAGCCGGCGGCGUGGGCAGAGGUGCUGCGGCUGAACGCGGCCGUGCGCGACGCCGAGUACGACCGGCUCUGCGCCCGCACCGCCGACGGCUGCGCCAGCCCCAACCCGCUGCUGCGGCCGGGCGAUGAGGAACCGCCCAAGAACCUAAGCUUCCCCGUCAAUGGCAGCGAUUUCCUGGGGACCGCGCUGGGCGGCGUGGAGACGGACGGUGGGCGGGUGCGCUCGGCGCGGGCCCUGAAGCUGCUCUAUUACCUGCGGGAGGACGGCCCCGAGGCGCAGGACAGCCGGCGGUGGCUGGAGAGCUUCCUGGGAAACAUCUCGGCCAAACUGGCGGAGUUGCGCCUCAGCUCCAUUCAGGUGACUUACUUUACCUCGCUGUCCAGACAAGAGGAGUUUGAAGGAAAUACCAAGAGUGUGAUCCCGCUCUUCUCCAUAACAUAUUUCCUGACAAUCACCUUUGCAAUCGUCUCGUGCCUAAGACUGAGCUGUAUAAGAAAUAAUACCUGGCUUGCGAGCUGUGGAGUGCUUUCCUCUGGCUUAGCUGUAUUAAGCAGCUUUGGACUGAUGCUCUUCUGUGGAGUGCCGUUUGUGGUCACAGUAGCAAAUGCACCAUUCCUGAUUCUGGGGGUUGGCGUUGAUGACAUGUUCAUCAUGAUUGCUUCCUGGGAACAAAGUUUAAGGAGAAAAGAUAAAUCCAAUGUUAAAUCUCUGCUGGCUGAGACUUAUGCAGAAGCAGCACUUUCUGUGACCAUCACCACUCUGACAGAUGUUUUGGCCUUCUUCAUUGGCACCUGGACUGCUUUUCCAUCCGUGAGGUCUUUUUGCCUCUAUACAGGCACGGCUUUUGUCUUCUGCUAUGUAUAUACCCUGACCUUCUUUGGGGCAGUUCUGGUAUUAAAUCACAAAAGGGAGCAAGGGAACCGACACUGGCUGACUUGCAUGCGUGUGGAUGUAGGUAAAGAUCAGGCUGAGAACUGCUUGUACAAUGCUUGCUGUAUCGGCAACGGUUCUAGGCAGCCAUCUGAGCCAGAAGGUGAGCAUCCAAUGAGCAUAUUCUUUCAAAAGUAUUAUGGCCCUUUUGUUACAAAUAAAUGGAUCAAGCUGCUCUUGGUGUUACUGUACGGCGCAUAUUUGGGUGGCAGCAUUUAUGGGUGUACUCAGAUCAGGGAAGGCAUCGAUCUCCGAAAUCUGGCAAAUGAUGACUCCUACGUUAUUCCAUACUAUGAUGAUGAUGAGAAAUACUUCUCCACAUACGGACCCAGGGUCAUGGUUGUCAUUACUGAGAGUGUAGAUUACUGGAAUGAGUCUGUGCGUCUUGGCAUUGAGAGCUGUGUACAGAAUUUAGAGAGCAUUUCCUAUGUAGAUAGGAACCUCUCAGAGUCAUGGCUGAGAGUAUACACAGGACUUGCCAAAGGAGGUUUGGUAAAUAUAAACAACAAGACUGACUUCUUAAACAGAUUAACUAUAAUGUUCAAGAUUCUUCCCAGUUUUGAGUGGGACAUAAACAAGACUCAGGAUGAAAUAGAAGCUUCACGUUUCUUCAUCCAGACAGUGAAUGUGACAUCAGCCGUGGAUGAGAAGAAUCUCCUCAAUCAGUUAAGGGAGGCAGCCAAGCAGUGCAGCAUUCCACUGCAGGUGUAUCACCCAGCCUUCAUCUACUACGACCAGUACCUGGUAAUAGUGCAGAACACUAUUCAGAACGUUGUCAUUGCUGCCGGGGCGAUGCUCGUUGUCUCCCUUCUGCUCAUUCCCAACCCGUUGUGCUGCCUGUGGGUGACUUUUGCCAUAGCCUCUGUUAUAGUUGGCGUUGCUGGUUUCAUGACAUUCUGGAGCGUCAAUCUGGAUUCCAUAUCCAUGAUCAACCUGGUCAUUUGCAUUGGGUUUUCAGUAGAUUUUUCUGCUCAUAUUUCCUACGCCUUUGUUACGAGUGGAGAGUCAUCAGCCAAUAAAAGGGCAACUGAAGCUCUGUCCUUGCUGGGUUACCCAGUACUACAAGGUGCAGUUUCUACAAUACUAGGAGUAGUUGUCCUGGCUGCAGCAAACACCUACAUUUUUAGGACAUUCUUCAAGAUAAUGUUCCUUGUUAUUUUGUUUGGGGCUCUUCAUGGCCUUGUUUUUAUUCCAGUGUUUUUAACAUUUUUUGGAAACUUUGGCAGAUCACCCAGUACCAGAUCUAAAAAACAUGAGCUUGCGAAAUUGUAAAGGUUGUUUGUGACUAAGUUUAAUGUUUUGUAAGUUUUAAUUUAUAAUUUAAAAAUUUUUAUUAUUU